AUGCCUCUGCCCAAGGCGGAUACGGAGUCUCCUCCCAUUGAGGAGGCCUAUACUGGUCCUCGUAGCUCCGGCAGUGUUGGAACUGCAGACAAGGGGGCACGCGCCUCCACUGCUGCCCUGCUCCGCAAUCCACUCGUCGGACUCACCCCCGAUGAGCUUAUGGCGGAAGCUGACAGCUUCACUGAGUUGAAAGGAUUGCGAGAGCACCAAGAAAUCUUCCGCAAGGGCGCAAUGGUUGCGCAGGUGAUCAACAAACCUGAUGGGUUUGAGUCCAUCACCGCCUUGGACGACGAGGAAAAGGCAGUGCUUCGCAAAGAAGUAACCCAUCGCUGGAGUCAGCCGAAGUCUCUUUACUUUCUCUGCGCGCUUUGCGCGGGUAGCGCUAUUGUACAGGGCAUGGAUCAGACAGCCGUCAAUGGCGCCCAGGAGUUUUACUACAACACUUUUGACAUACAAGAUGAUGCUGCAAUGCAGGGGUUGAUCAACGGCGCUCCUUAUCUCUGCUCUGCGCUGAUCGGAUGCUGGAGCUCUCCUUUGCUCAACAAAUACACCGGUCGACGAGGAACAAUCUUCAUCUCAUGCUUCUUCUCUGUCGUCACCGGAUUUUGGAUGGCCGCAGCCGAUACCUGGUACAAUCUUCUGAUUGCUCGCUUCGCGCUCGGAUUCGCCGUUGGUGCAAAGAGUAGCACCACGCCCGUCUAUUCGGCAGAGAGCACACCCAAGACCAUUCGCGGUGCUUUGACAAUGAUGUGGCAGAUGUGGACGGCCUUUGGAAUAGCCUUGGGUUUCAUAGUAUCCGUUGCUUUCAGGGACACUGAUUUCCUAGGAGAGAACACCCAGUGGCGAUGGAUGCUCGCCAGUACAUCCAUCCCCCCCUUGGUUGUGAUGGUACAGGUCUACUUUUGUCCCGAGAGUCCACGAUGGUACAUGGAGAAGGGCAAGUAUCAAAAGGCCUUCCAGUCCAAUUUGAGACUUCGUAACCACCCUAUUCAGGCGGCAAGGGACAUGUUCUACGCAUACAAGCUUCUCGAGAUCGAGACUCAGGCCCGGAGUGGUCGUAACUGGAAGGACUUUUUCACUGUGCGAAGAAACAGACGGGCGGCGAUGGCUUCAUACUUUGUUAUGUUCAUGCAACAAUUCUGCGCCAUCUUCACGACGAGCGGUUUUGACAAAGGCACAGCUCUGCUCGUGUCGAUGGGAAUGGGAUUGGUCAACUGGGUUUUCGCUCUUCCGGCAUUCUAUACCAUCGACACUUUCGGCCGGAGGAACCUCCUCUUGGUUACUUUUCCCUUGAUGUCAAUCUGUCUGUUCUUCACCGGAUUCAGCUUCUACAUCCCAGAGGGAACCACGGCAAGACUUGCCUGCAUCGUAACGGGCAUCUACCUCUUCGCAGCGGUUUAUUCCCCAGGUGCUGGCCCAGUGCCGUUCACCUACAGCGCCGAGGCCUUCCCGCUGCACAUUCGUGACAUCGGAAUGAGCAGCGCCACGGCCGUCACUUGGGGAUUCAACUUUAUAAUUAGCUUCACCUGGCCCUCACUCAUUGAGAGCUGGGGCCCGACCGGCGCCUUCAUGUGGUAUGCCUGCUGGAACAUCUUUGGCUUCGUCGUGGCCUACUUCUGGCUACCGGAGACCAAGAACCUGACCCUCGAGGAGCUGGACAGCGUCUUCUCCGUCCGCAGCAAAGACCAUGCCGAGUAUUACACUUCCAAGCUGCCGUGGUACGCCAACAAGUAUCUGCUGCGCCGCGACGUGGAGCCUUUCCCUGCUCUCUAUGAGCUGGCGGAAGACCAACAUCACCACACCGACGGAGCGCACAAGGCCAGCGUGCAUCACAACGAGGCUGGACCUUUGUCUGGGGUUUCCGGCGAGAAACAGACCUGA
Colletotrichum higginsianum IMI 349063 is the source of this 1881-nucleotide messenger RNA. RefSeq names its product Hexose transporter. Gene Ontology annotation, molecular function: myo-inositol:proton symporter activity. Gene Ontology annotation, cellular component: membrane. The coding region runs from base 1 to 1881 and encodes 626 amino acids. The record is from RefSeq and is a predicted model, not a curated record. The transcript has 7 exons. Gene Ontology annotation, biological process: transmembrane transport. Lineage: Eukaryota; Fungi; Ascomycota; Sordariomycetes; Glomerellales; Glomerellaceae.